Bactrocera latifrons is the source of this 1720-nucleotide messenger RNA. Its product is annotated as gram-negative bacteria-binding protein 3-like. Gene Ontology annotation, molecular function: hydrolase activity, hydrolyzing O-glycosyl compounds; carbohydrate binding. The record is from RefSeq and is a predicted model, not a curated record. The coding region runs from base 103 to 1581 and encodes 492 amino acids. Gene Ontology annotation, biological process: carbohydrate metabolic process. The transcript has a single exon. Lineage: Eukaryota; Metazoa; Arthropoda; Insecta; Diptera; Tephritidae.
GCGUCGUUACAGUUUGUUAGAAGACGUGCGCGAGACAACAGUACGAUAACACGUUCCGACAAUUGAAUUCAUACGGAAAUUCGUUGAGAAGUAUAUUUACAAAUGCUGCGCCAAUUGUUAGUGUAUGCCGUGUGCAGCUAUAUCGUGGCCGCUGUGUAUGCAAUACCACCCUAUGAGGUGCCGAAGGCUAAAAUAGAUGUCUACGCCAAAGGUUUUGAGGUCUCCAUACCCGAUGAGGAGGGCAUCACACUUUUCGCCUUUCAUGGUAAACUUAAUGAGGAGAUGAAUGGUUUAGAGGCCGGCACUUGGGCGCGAGAUAUUACAAAGGCGAAAAACGGACGUUGGACUUUUCGUGAUCCGAACACAAAGUUGAAACUCGGCGAUACGCUCUACUACUGGACCUAUGUGAUCUACAAUGGUUUGGGUUAUCGUGAGGAUGAUGGCGUUUUUGUGGUGAAUGAGUAUGCCACUCCCAUUGUUAAUACUGGCGACGAUACAAAGCAGGGUGGCGCUGGUUUAUUAGAUGUACGUAGUGGUAGCAGCUGCCAAAAAACACCGUCGCGCCGUAAUGGUUUAGAAAUACGCUGUGCUAAUCAACUGUUAUUCGAUGAUGACUUUAACGGCUCGCGCUUGGACAAGAAUAAGUGGAGCGUAGAGCGACGUUUCCCCACAAAACCUGACUAUGAAUAUAACUUAUACUUGGACGAUGCAACCGAUGUGUUGCAAGUGGGAAACGGCAUGGUUACCAUAAAACCAAAAUUGACAGAUCGUCACUUCCAGCAGCACGCGAAACCGUUACAUGCGAAAUAUGACCUCGGCGAAACGUGCACAGGCGGUCAAGGCAGUGAGGAGUGUGUGCGCGAUGGUGCAGCCACAGCGUAUAUAUCAAUACCGCCCUUCAUUACCGCACAGUUCUCAACUAAAGGCCUAUUCUCCUUCAAAUAUGGACGCAUUGAGAUACGCGCCAAGUUGCCACGCGCCAACUGGGUCUUCCCGCAACUAUGGCUGCAGCCGGUUAACGAAAAAUAUGGUGCCGAUCAGUAUCAGUCGGGACAAAUGCGCAUCGCCUUUAGCUAUGUAAACGAUACACAAAUGCAACUGUUUGGCGGUUUGAUCGUCAAUUCGAACGAUAAGUGGCGUUAUGAGAAAAUGUGCGAAUUCCCGGACACAGCUAUUUUCAAUUUGGGCAAUGAUUUUCAUACUUACAAACUAGUGUGGACUGAGAAUGAAAUUUCGGUGGCUGUGGACAAUAAAAACUAUUGUACUUUCGAUCCCGUUAAGGAUGGCGUCAUAGCCGAUAUGUUCAAAGAUGGCGAAGAGCUGCCGAAUAAAGGUUUGUUGCAGAAGGGUGGUAAAUUGGCGCCCUUCGAUGAGGAAUUCUACAUCACCAUGGGUUAUGGCAUCGGUGGCGUACACGAUUUUAGGGAUAAUUUAUAUGGCUGGAAGCCGGAGAAACCUUGGGGCAAUACGAAUCCACGCGGCAUGGGCUCGUUAUAUAAACAAGUGAAAGCUUUGAAUUUUGAUCGCUGGAUAUCCAGCGGGGAUAUGUUUAUUGAUUUUGUGAAAGUCUAUUCUGUAUAAAUUUCGAUACAAAUUUUCAGUAUAACGAUGAGAUGUGAUAUUGAUUUGUUGGUAUGAGUGGUUGUAUUUAAAAUAAGACUUUAUGAAUACAAUUUCUGUAUGAAAAUUAACCUAAUAAAAUCUUUAGAUAUAAAAAUUG